AAUAUUAAAAUUAAAUAAAACAUAAACAUGGGCAGUGAAAUUAGUAAAUCAAGUUUAACUAACGAUAUUAUUGACGAUUAUGUUGAAUUAACGUAUCUAACUAAAGUUGAAAUUAUUCAAAUAUACAAAAAAUUUCGUAGUAUAAAUGAAACUGAAGUUGAUAAUGAUAUACAAUAUCGAAUUCGAUUUUCAAGCGUACAAGAAGUUUUUCCUGAAUUAAAACACAACCCGUUUUCUGAUCGUUUAUGUUCCGUAUUCUCAUCAAAAAAAGAUAAUCAUUUUUCAUUUGAGGACUUACUUGAUUUAUAUUCAGUGUUUUCAAAAACUUGUCCGGACAAAGUAAAAGCCGCAUGGGCUUUUCAAGUUUAUGACUUUAACGAAGAUAUGCAAAUAUGUAAAGAAGAUAUUAGUGAAGCAAUUACAAGAUUGGCAAAACAUCGUGACCGUAGAAAAGUGUUAGAUGAUGAUGAAAUAGAUCAUAUAUCAAAUGUUUUACUUAAUGAAAUGGAUUUACAACAUACUGGAAGCAUUGGACAAUUGGAAUUUCAACAUGCUAUUGGAAAAAUGUCUGAUUUCCCGUAUUCCUUCACAUUAAAUGUAUAAGAGGAAUGCCAUAAUAAAUAAAAUUUUAUUUGA
This is a messenger RNA of Chrysoperla carnea, 636 nucleotides long. RefSeq names its product calcium and integrin-binding protein 1-like. Lineage: Eukaryota; Metazoa; Arthropoda; Insecta; Neuroptera; Chrysopidae. Bases 28 to 603 code for a protein of 191 amino acids. The record is from RefSeq and is a predicted model, not a curated record. Gene Ontology annotation, molecular function: calcium ion binding. The transcript is spliced from 5 exons.